UAGCCAUGGUUGACAAGAGCGAGGUGGUUCAGAAGGAGCUGGUCCAGAAGGCCAAGCUGGCGGAGCAGGCCGAGCGCUACGAUGACAUGGCGGCCUCCAUGAAGGCUGUAACGGAGGAGGGCACCCAGUUGUCCAAUGAGGAGCGGAACCUCCUCUCCGUGGCCUAUAAGAAUGUGGUGGGGGCCCGGCGCUCCUCCUGGAGGGUGGUGUCCAGCAUCGAGCAGAAGACUGAGGGUAGUGAGAAGAAGCAGGCCAUGGCCAAGGAGUACAGAGAGAAGAUAGAGAAGGAACUGAAGGAGAUCUGUAAUGAUGUGCUGGUAAGACUACUGUCUGUCUCUGUGUGGGGGUCUCUAUUUACAUUUACAUUUUAGUCAUUUAGCAGAUGCUCUUAUCCAGAGCGACUUACAGUUAGUGAAUACAUAUAUUUUUUUCAUAUUCUAUUCUAUGAGAAGCAUAGUCUGUCUCUGUGUGGGGGUCUCUGGCCAUUCGUGCUUUAUGUCCUCUGAUGCUACCCGUCUUUCACCCAGACCGUAGGAAGGAGGACUAGACUAUAGUUUCUACAGCUACUAAAUCCCCAUCAGAUAUGAUGCUUAGUGUUUUAGGUGGCUUGACCCAUAGUGAGCUUUCAUCCUUCAAAAUGCCAUAUCAUUUGCUAUCCAUCAACUGCUUGCUAUGUCAAUUUAUUGAGGAGGUGCUACAACUGGGGCUCUCCCCCAAACCUUGCCCCUCCCCUCCUCCUGUAAUCAUUGAGGUUUUCCUGCCUGGCCCUGGUCCAGUUCUGUCAGUAAUCAGAUGUCAGCCAGUACCCAGGACCUCAUUCAGCUCAUUAUUCCAUUCCUCAUCUCUGUCCCUUUGUAGAGACACUCUGAGAGGGACAAGUGUCUCAGGUGAGAGAGAUGCAUCCCCCUGGGUGCAUGUUUUGGUUGUUGCCCUAGCAUUGGGCCUUCCCCAAACUGUUGCCACAAAAUUGGAAGCACAGAAUCGCGUUUCCACUGCUCCAGAGUCCAAUGGUGGCGAGCUUUACACCACUCCAGCCGACGCUUGGCAUUCCGCAUGGUGAUCUUAGGCUUGUGUGCGGCUGCUCGGCCAUGGAAACCCAUUUCAUGAAGCUCCCGACCAACAGUUCUUGUGCUGACGUUGCUUCCAGAGGCAGUUUGGAAUUCAGUAGUGAGUGUUGCAACUGAGGACAGAUGAUUUUAACGCACUUCAGCACUCGGCGGUGCCGUUCUGUGAGCUUGUGUGGCCUACCACAAUGUUUGUCUAUGGAGAUUGCAUGGCUGUGUGCUCAAUUUUAUACACCCGACGGGUGUGGCUGAAAUAGCCGAAUCCACUAAUUUGAAGAGGUGUUCACAUACUUUUGUAUAUACAGUGGGGAGAACAAGUAUUUGAUACACUGCCGAUUUUGCAGGUUUUCCUACUUACAAAGCAUGUAGAGGUCUGUAAUCACAUUGUAUGAUUUUUAAGUAAUUAAUUUGCAUUUUAUUGCAUGACAUAAGUAUUUGAUCACCUACCAACCAGUAAGAAUUCCGGCUCUCACAGACCUGUUCGUUUUUCUUUAAGAAGCCCUCCUGUUCCCCACUCAUUACCUGUAUUAACUGCACCUGUUUGAACUCGUUACCUGUAUAAAAGACACCUGUCCACACACUCAAUCAAACAGACUCCAACCUCUCCAAAAUGGCCAAGACCAGAGAGCUGUGUAAGGACAUCAGGGAUAAAAUUGUAGACCUGCACAAGGCUGGGAUGGGCUACAGGACAAUAGGCAAGCAGCUUGGUGAGAAGGCAACAACUGUUGGCGCAAUUAUUAGAAAAUGGAAGAAGUUCAAAAUGAUGGUCAAUCACCCUCGGUCUGGGGCUCCAUGCAAGAUCUCCCCUCGUGGGGCAUCAAUGAUCAUGAGGAAGGUGAGGGAUCAGCCCAGAACUACACGGCAGGACCUGGUCAAUGACCUGAAGAGAGCUGGGACCACAGUCUCAAAGAAAACCAUUAGUAACACACUACGCCGUCAUGGAUUAAAAUCCUGUAGCGCACGCAAGGUCCCCCUGCUCAAGCCAGUGCAUGUCCAGGCCCGUCUGAAGUUUGCCAAUGACCAUCUGGAUGAUCCAGAGGAGGAAUGGGAGAAGGUCAUGUGGUCUGAUGAGACAAAAAUAGAGCUUUUUGGUCUAAACUCCACUCGCCGCGUUUGGAGGAAGAAGAAGGAUGAGUACAACCCCAAGAACACCAUCCCAACCGUGAAGAAUGGAGGUGGAAACAUCAUUCUUUGGGGAUGCUUUUCUGCCAAGGGGACAGGACGACUGCACCGUAUUGAGGGGAGGAUUGAUGGGCCCAUGUAUCGCGAGAUCUUGGCCAACAACCUCCUUCCCUCAGUAAAAGCAUUGAAGAUGGGUCGUGGCUGGGUCUUCCAGCAUGACAACGACCUGAAAUACACAGCCAGGGCAACUAAGGAGUGGCUCCGUAAGAAGCAUCUCAAGGUCCUGGAGUGGCCUAGCCAGUCUCCAGACCUGAACCCAAUAGAAAAUCUUUGGAGGGAGCUGAAAGUCCGUAUUGCCCAGCGACAGCCCCGAAACCUGAAGGAUCUGGAGAAGGUCUGUAUGGACGAGUGGGCCAAAAUCCCUGCAGCAGUGUGUGCAAACCUGGUCAAGACCUACAGGAAACGUAUGAUCUCUGUAAUUACAAACAAAGGUUUCUGUACCAAAUAUUAAGUUCUGCUUUUCUGAUGUAUCAAAUACUUAUGUCAUGCAAUAAAAUGCAAAUUAUUACUUUAAAAUCAUACAAUGUGAUUUUCUGGAUUUUUGUUUUAGAUUCCGUCUCUCACAGUUGAAGUGUACCUAUGAUAAAAAUUACAGACCUCUACAUGCUUUGUAAGUAGGAAAACCUGCAAAAUCGGCAGUGUAUCAAAUACUUGUUCUCCCCACUGUAUGUAAACGUAAUAUUUCAGUUAUUUAAAUUUUUAAUACGUUUACAAACAUUUCUAUACACCUGUUUUUGCAUUGUCAUUAUGGGGUAUUGUGUAUAGAUUGAUCAGGGGGAAAAAGCAAUUUAAGCAAUUUUUGAAUAAGCUGUAAUGUAACAAAAUGUGGAAAAAGUCAAGGGGUCUGAAUACACUGUAUGUAGAAUAUUGGCCUGUUGGAAACUACAACUCUACUACAUCACACGGCUGGAAACUACAACUCUCUACUACAUCACACGGCUGGAAACUACAACUCUCUACUACAUCACACGGCUGGAAACUACAACUCUCUACUACAUCACACGGCUGGAAACUACAACUCUCUACUACAUCACACGGCUGGAAACUACAACUCUCUACUACAUCACACGGCUGGAAACUACAACUCUCUACUACAUCACACGGCUGGAAACUACAACUCUCUACUACAUCACACGGCUUGAUCUGAUUUAUCUCUAGAGAAACUGGUGCUGGGGUCUGGACCUGUCUAUACACUGUUAGGUGAAACCUUGGUGCUGGGGUCUCUCUUACCCACUCGGUGGUCCCUGAUGAGGGAAUAUUCAAAUUCUUGACCAUUAUGAUUGAAAGCAAGUCAUUGAUUAUUUCCUGUCUGGAUAAGCCAGCCUACAGAGCCAAACCAUCAAUGUUGUCCGUCUUUGUACUAUUGGUCACCUUACCCAGGACUGGUACUAACAAUUCACAUGUAAAUAACUGAGUGUGGUGGCUGGGUGUUAUUUGCAUAUUUCUAACAAACUGUCUUCUGUCUCUCUCUCUCUACAGGGUCUUCUGGACAAGUUCCUCAUCCCCAAUGCUACUCCAGCCGAGAGCAAAGUCUUCUAUUUGAAGAUGAAAGGAGAUUACUACCGCUACUUAGCCGAGGUGGCUGUUGGAGAGGAGAAAGCCGGUAAGCCCUGUGCUAAGUCUCCUUUGUGCUAGCCAACCAGGUGUGUGUGUGUUUGGGAACAUGUAGUCAGGUGUGUAAUCCACACCUCUAGAGGUAGACGGGGCCAGGACCGGCUCCUGUUAACUAGGCACUACAGCAGGGGUUCCUAAACUUUUUUGGCCUGCAACCCCAUUUUGAUAUCAACCUUUUUUUGCGACUCCACCAUCUAAAAAAAAGUAGCGUAAUGGACAGCCAAUGUCUGCUUUUUUAUUGGGCUAUGACAGUCUGUUACAAAUCAGUCUGACAGUAUGUACCAAGGCGAUUUGUUUUAUUUCUGUUUUUAUCGCCAUCUCAUUUUAAAAUCACAGCUAGCGGUGUGGUUCAGAGGGCUGGUAACAGCUAGCGGUGUGGUUCAGAGGGCUGGUAACGGAUAGCGGUGUGGUUCAGAGGGCUGGUAACAGAUAGCGGAGUGGUUCAGAGGGCUGGUAACGGAUAGCGGAGUGGUUCAGAGGGCUGGUAACGGAUAGCGGAGUGGUUCAGAGGGCUGGUAACGGAUAGCGGAGUGGUUCAGAGGGCUGGUAACGGAUAGCGGAGUGGUUCAGAGGGCUGGUAACGGAUAGCGGAGUGGUUCAGAGGGCUGGUAACGGCCAGCGGUGUGGUUCAGAGGGCUGGUAACGGCCAGCGGUGUGGUUCAGAGGGCUGGUAACGGCUAGCGGAGUGGUUCAAAGGGCUGGUAACGGCCAGCGGUGUGGUUCAGAGGGCUGGUAACGGCCAGCGGUGUGGUUCAGAGGGCUGGUAACGGCCAGCGGUGUGGUUCAGAGGGCUGGUAACAGCUAGCGGUGUGGUUCAGAGGGCUGGUAACAGCUAGCGGAGUGGUUCAGAGGGCUGGUAACAGCUAGCGGUGUGGUUCAGAGGGCUGGUAACAGCUAGCGGUGUGGUUCAGAGGGCUGGUAACAGCUAGCGGAGUGGUUCAGAGGGCUGGUAACAAUGUUUGGUUUGUUAAAUGUGAUCUGCAUCUCCAGCGCGUGUAAUGUCUGUUUUUAUAGUUUACUCUGUUUGCUACUGGAGUAGUCUUUCUCCCUCCCCUCCUGGUGCAUGCUGCUAACCACACCAAGCCCUGCCCCCUGUCACGCCAAGCCCUGCCCCCUGUCACGCCAAGCCCUGCCCCCUGUCACGCCAAGCCCUGCCCCCUGUCACGCCAAGCCCUGCCCCCUGUCACGCCAAGCCCUGCCCCCUGUCACGCCAAGGCCCUGCCCCCCCCCCCUGCCCCUUUCACCACACCACUAGAGAGAGAUGGUAGCAGACACUACCAUAGAGGAGCUGGUAGCAGAACCUAACCAGAGAGAGAUGGUAGCAGACACUACCAGAGAGAGAUGGUAGCAGACACUACCAGAGAGAGAUGGUAGCAGACACUACCAGAGAGAGAUGGUAGCAGACACUACCAGAGAGAGAUGGUAGCAGACACUACCGAGAGAGAUGGUGCAGACCACUACCAGAGAGAGAUGGUAGCAGACACUACCAGAGAGAGAUGGUAGCAGACACUACCAGAGAGAGAUGGUAGCAGACACUACCAGAGAGAGAUGGUAGCAGACACUACCAGAGAGAGAUGGUAGCAGACACUACCAGAGAGAGAUGGUAGCAGACACUACCAGAGAGCGAUGGUAGCAGACACUACUAGAGAGAGAGGGUAGCAGACACUACCAGAGAGCGAUGGUAGCAGACACUACCAGAGAGAGAUGGUAGCAGACACUACCAGAGAGCGAUGGUAGCAGACACUACCAGAGAGCGAUGGUAGCAGACACUACCAGAGAGAGAUGGUAGCAGACACUACCAGAGAGAGAUGGUAGCACACACUACCAGAGAGAGAUGGUAGCACACACUACCAGAGAGCGAUGGUAGCACACACUACCAGAGAGAGAUGGUAGCAGACACUACCAGAGAGAGAUGGUAGCACACACUACCAGAGAGAGAUGGUAGCAGACACUACCAGAGAGCGAUGGUAGCACACACUACCAGAGAGAGAUGGUAGCAGACACUACCAGAGAGAGAUGGUAGCAGACACUACCAGAGAGAGAUGGUAGCAGACACUACCAGAGAGAGAUGGUAGCAGACACUACCAGAGAGAGAUGGUAGCAGACACUACUAGAGAGAGAGGGUAGCACACACUACCAGAGAGCGAUGGUAGCACACACUACCAGAGAGAGAUGGUAGCAGACACUACCAGAGAGAGAUGGUAGCAGACACUACCAGAGAGCGAUGGUAGCACACACUACCAGAGAGAGAUGGUAGCAGACACUACCAGAGAGAGAUGGUAGCAGACACUACCAGAGAGAGAUGGUAGCAGACACUACCAGAGAGCGAUGGUAGCACACACUACCAGAGAGAGAUGGUAGCAGACACUACCAGAGAGAGAUGGUAGCAGACACUACCAGAGAGAGGGUAGAGAUGGUAUUAGACACUACUAGAGUGAGAUGGUAGCAGACACUACCAGAGCGAGAUGGUAGCACACACUACUAGAGAGAAAGAGAGAGGGAGAGAGAAGGGUAUGACCUGUUUCCUUUGUGCUGCAGCAGUAGAGCUGUGUCCUGGUUGAUCCAGGAUGGUUGUCUGCUCUGAUCCAGGGCUUUAGGUCUUCUAUAAACAUUACUACAUGGUGUGCCACACCCAAGAACAUAGGGCUGACUCACUGACUUUACUGCUACGUAGGGUACCACGCCCAUGAAACUGACCUCAUUCGGCCCACUCAUACAUAGUCCUAGUGUUAUUCAUAGGAGUCAUAGUUUGUGGACAGCCAGAUAUUCUGAAUGAAGGGCACGCUGAGGCUAGUUCUAGUCACAGACGGAACCUGUGAGGGAGGCCAGUAGAGGCUAGUUCUAGUCACAGACGGAACCUGUGAGGGAGGCCAGUAGAGGCUAGUUCUAGUCACUGAAGGAAGCUGUGAGGGAGGCCAGUAGAGGCUAGUUCUAGUCACAGACGGAACCUGUGAGGGAGGCCAGUAGAGGCUAGUUCUAGUCACUGAAGGAAGCUGUGAGGGAGGCCAGUAGAGGCUAGUUCUAGUCACUGAAGGAACCUGUGAGGGAGUCCAGUAGAGGCUAGUUCUAGUCACUGAAGGAACCUGUGAGGGAAGCUAGUCAGAGAGAGAAUGUGUGAACAGGAAGUUACAGCAGGGCGCGGUUCCUCUUAGUGUCAGUCUGUUGUGUUGCGCUGCACAGAGGAAGACGUCAUCUAGUCUACACACCUCUCUGUUACUAGCAGAGGAAAUAUACCAACUUAAUGCUCCUCAUAGACCUAAGGCCCCGUACACCCUCACCACUACAAGGCCCCGUACACCCUCACCACUACAAGGCCCCGUACACCCUCACCACUACAAGGCCCCGUACACCCUCACCACUACAAGGCCCCGUACACCCUCACCACUACAAGGCCCCGUACACCCUCACCACUACAAGGCCCCGUACACCCUCACCACUACAAGGCCCCGUACACCCUCACCACUACAAGGCCCCGUACACCCUCACCACUACAAGGCCCCGUACACCCUCACCACUACAAGGCCCCGUACACCCUCGCCACUACAAGGCCCCGUACACCCUCACCACUACCAGGCCCCGUACACCCUCACCACUACAAGGCCCCGGUACACCCUCACCACUACAACCAUUGUGAUACCGUUAUCACUUUGACUCAUUGACUACAACCGUAACUUCCAGACCACAACAUGCCUAGAUUUGGUUGCUCUUAGUUUUUCAAGUUGUAUUUUUUGGGUUAGUAUUUCUGGUCUUAAAGACAGAACACUGUCUGAAUAAAGUUAUUCAGUAAAAUGACAAUUGAUGUUAUCCUCUUAAAGAGAUGUAUUUGUUUAAUGUAGUAUAUUUAUAAUCUCUCUCUCUCCUCCCUCCAGCCAUCAUCGGUAACUCCCAGGAGGCCUAUAAGGAUGCGUUUGAGAUCAGUAAGAACGACAUGCAGCCCACCCACCCUAUCCGUCUGGGUCUGGCUCUCAACUUCUCGGUCUUCUAUUACGAGAUCCUCAACUCCCCUGAGCAGGCCUGCAAACUGGCCAAGACGGUAUGUGGCCGGUUGAUGAAGGGUUGACAGUCCUGUAGGGCAGUGAGUCUCAACUGGUGGGUCGCAGGAAGUUUUCAAAGGGUCCUGGGUGUCUGAAGAAGGUGACUGAAGUGACCCCUUGAAAUGUAGGUCCUGCGACAAAACCAGUUGAGAUUCACUGCCGUAGGGCCUUUAUACACGUGCAAAGGAUAUGGGACCGCAUAAGACGGCUUGCUUGGAUAACGUCAUAUCUACUCUGUUUAUUAUCUAUCCUGAUUACCUAGUCACUUUACCCCUACCUACAUGUACAUAUUACCUCCACUAACUGGUACCCCUACACACUGACUCUGUACUGGUACUCCUUGUAUAUAGUCUCAUUACUACCUCAUACCCCUACACGCUGACUCGGUACUGGUACUCCUUGUAUAUAGUCUCAUUACUACCUCAUACCCCUACACGCUGACUCUGUACUGGUACUCCUUGUAUAUAGUCUCAUUACUACCUCAUACCCCUACACACUGACUCUGUACUGGUACUCCUUGUAUAUAGUCUCAUUACUACCUCGUACCCCUACACAGUGACUCUGUACUGGUACUCCUUGUAUAUAGUCUCAUUACUACCUCGUACCCCUACACAGUGACUCGGUACUGGUACUCCUUGUAUAUAGUCUCAUUACUACCUCAUACCCCUCACACUGACUCUGUACUGGUACUCCUUGUAUAUAGUCUCAUUACUACCCUCGUACCCCUACACAGUGACUCUGUACUGUACUCCUUGUAUAUAGUCUCAUUACUACCAUCAUACCCCUUCACACUGACUCGGUUACUGGUACUCCUUGUAUAUAGUCUCAUUACUACCAUCAUACCCCUUCACACUGACUCGUACUGGUACCCUUGUAUAUAGUCUCAUUACUACCUCAUACCCUACACGUGACUCGGUACUGGUACUCCUUGUAUAUAGUCUCAUUACUACCUCAUACCCCCUUCACAUGACUCGUACUGGUACUCCUUGUAUAUAGUCCUCAUUAUUACCUCAUACCCCUACACAGUGACUCGGUACUGGUACUCCUUGUAUAUAGUCUCAUUAUUGUUAUUUUAUUGUGUUAGUAUUUCCUUUUUUAAUUGGCUACUUUUUCUGACUUUUUAACUCUGCAUUGUUGGUUAAGGGCUUGUUAGUCAGCAUUUCACGGUAAAGUCUACACCUGUUUUAUUCGGCGCAUGUGACCGCUGCGGCCGCUGAUUGGCUGAAUACCCAGGGCGUGAUUUGGUUGGUAAUGCUGAACGAUUAUCCAACAUUUCGGUACAUUUUAGGUUUUUAAACAAUUCAUUGACCGACGUAGGUUCAAUUAUUUGACUUCCAUUAAUUAUUUUAUUAUUCUAUGAGCUCAGUGUGCACAGUUUCUCUAGAGAUAUAUCAGAUCCAGCCUGAACUGUGUGAUGUAGUAGGGAGUUGGAGUUUCCAACAGGCCCAAUAUUCUAUAUAGUUUACCGCAUAAAACGUGGUAAUUAACUACAAUGACCAUAAUCCAUUGCGCAUCUAUACUGAACAAAAAUAUAAACGCAACAUGUAAAGUGUUGGUCCCGUGUUUCAAAGAUCACCGAAAUUUCCACACGCACAAAAAGCAUAUUUCUCUCAUUUGGUGCAUAAAUUUGUUUACAUCCCUGUUAGUGAGCAUUUCUCCUUUGCCAAGAUAAUCCAUCCACCUGACAGGUGUGGCAUAUCAAGAAGCUGAUUAAACAGCAUGAUCAUUACACAGGUGCACCUUGUGCUGGGGACAAUAAAAGGCCACUCUAAAAUGUGCAGUUUUGUCACACAACACAAUGCCACAGAUGUCUCAAGAUUUGUGGGAGCAUGCAAUUGGCAUGCUGACUGCAGGAAUGUCCACCAGAGCUGUUCCCAGAGAAUUGAAUGUUCAUUUCUCUACCAUAAGCCGCCUCCAACGUCAUUUAUUAAUUGUUUUAUUCUGUGCUACAUCAUUCUAACCAAAUAAUCAAAACCGAAAUAAAAAAUGUGAUUGAUCUUGUGAUUUUAAACCUAACCAUAACCACACUGGUAACCUUGUGAUUUUAAACCUAACCUUAACCACACUGGUAACCUUCUGAUUUUAAUCCUAACAUUAACCACACUGGUAACCUUGUGAUUUUAAUCCUAACAUUAACCACACUGGUAACCUUAUUUCUAACCUUAAAUUUAGACCAAAAAGCUCAUUUUUGUUUUCAGUAAUUUUUUUACGAUCAAGCCAAUUUUGACUUUGUGGCUGUGGUAACUAGUGGAAACCAGGGAGAACGCAACAAGCAUUCAGAUACAAUAAGUGAAAACAUGAUCUAGCUGGGGAUGGCUAGCUAACAUAAUGUCACAAAGCAUGAUGCGCUAGCCAGGUAACUUUCAUAACUUCAUAUUUCUGAGUUAGUCAGAUAUUAGUUAAGACUUGAAAUUGGCAUGGGAGCUAACCAGCUAGCAAGCUACCAGCUAGCUAUAGCUAACUCGCUGCUUAUCAGAGGUAGAUAACAGGUUAAUUUGAGCAAAACAAUUCACCAACAUUUUUCUUAAUAUUUCUCAAAAUGACUGUAGCUAAGCUAAUUCAUUUGAUGAUGCUUUGUGAUGCACCCAGUUUUCUGCUGUGUUAUUCCACGUCCCCCUGUCACCUGCAGUAGAAUCUGAUGAACAACAUGGGGGAAUGCUUUUUGCCAGAGUUGAGAUGCAAAAGGUUCUAGCUAGUGUGUCCCUGUGUCCGUCGUGUUUUAAUGUCACGUGCACAAGUACAGUGAAAUGCCUUUCUUGCAAGCUCCAAACCCAACAAUGCAGUAAUCAAUAUCAAUGUAGCACAACAAUGUGAUUGGAUGUAACUGUUGUUCUCCUGCAGGCUUUCGAUGAUGCUAUUGCAGAGCUUGAUUCUCUGAGUGAAGACUCGUACAAAGACAGCACCUUGAUCAUGCAGCUGCUGAGAGACAACUUGACAGUAAGUGUCACACUACAUCAUAGUUCCCCUGCUGUCACUGGGUUGAGUUAUGAUGUAGAGAGGUUGGGUCAUGUAUUACAUCAUAGUUCCCUGCUGUCACUGGGUUGAGUUAUGAUGUAGAGAGGUUGGGUCAUGUAUUACAUCAUAGUUCCCUGCUGUCACUGGGUUGAGUUAUGAUGUAGAGAGGUUGGGUCAUGUAUUACAUCAUAGUUCCCCUGCUGUCACUGGGUUGAGUUAUGAUGUAGAGAGGUGGGUCAUGUAUUACAUCAUAGUUCCCUGCUGUCACUGGGUUGAGUUAUGAUGUAGAGAGGUAGGGUCAUGUAUUACAUCAUAGUUCCCCUGCUGUCACUGGUUGAGUUAUGAUGUAGAGAGGUUGGUCAUGUAUACAUCAUAGUCCCUGCGUCACUGGGUUGAGUUAUGAUGUAAGAGGUAGGGUCAUGUAUUACAUCAUAGUUCCUGCUGUCAUGGUUGAGUUAUGAUGCAGAGGUAGGGUCUGUUACACAUAGUUCCCUGCUGUCACUGGUGAGUUAUGAUGUAGAGAGGUAGGUCAUGUAUAAUCACAGUUCCUGCUGUCAGGGUGAGUUAUGAUGUAGAGAGGUAGGGUCAUGUAUUACUCAUAGCUCCCUGCUGUCACUGGGUUGAGUUAUGAUGUAGAGAGGUAGGGUCAUGUAUUACAUCAUAGCUCCCUGCUGUCACUGGGUUGAGUUAUGAUGUAGAGAGGUAGGACAGUCACUGGUGUCUCACUCCUUUGGCACAUAUUCCUGAGACAAAGCAAAAGAAUGUAACCUGUGUUUGACCUGCUAAAUGAAUGUACCCAGUACGAGUUCAGCUCUGCUGACAUGUAAUGUGUAUGUUGUCCUACAGUGUUUGAACAUGUUCUCUCUCAUCUCUGUAGUUGUGGACUUCUGACAACCAGGGAGACGGGGAGGAUGCUGAGGAG
Molecule: messenger RNA, 11771 nt
Organism: Coregonus sp. 'balchen'
Lineage: Eukaryota; Metazoa; Chordata; Actinopteri; Salmoniformes; Salmonidae
Source: the annotation of a GenBank genome assembly